AUGAAGUCACACCUAGGACCAGAUACCAGCAACACCAGCCUGUUUGGCAGGCUGAUGGAUGGAGAGGGAGAUCAGUAUGAGGAGCGCUUAAGGGAAGUGUUCCAGAGCUUUGAUGGGAGUGGUGCUGGUUCUCUAAACCCAGAGGAGCUCGCUGAACUCUGCCACGCCCUACAGCUGAACGACACUGCUCUACACACACUUCUGCACACGCUUAUCAACUCUCAGGACCAACUCAAUGCACGGGUUGAGUUUGAGCAAUUUAAGAACGCUUUGAUUCUGGUGCUGUCGUCACCCACAGAGGAGGCACUAGCUAAUGAGGAGAACCCCACACUCCCAGACUCCCCAGAGGUACAGCCACGCUUCAUAAAGGGAGGUAAACGCUAUGGCCGUCGAUCUACACCAGAGUUCACACAUGCCAUCUCAGAACUCUCGCACAUGCCACCUGAGGAGGAUGAACAGGAGGAAGAAGCUCUGGGGAGCACUGAUGGGACAUUACCAAGCAAGCGUGAGCGCUGGAACGCUGACGUAAGCAGUGCAGAGGAGUAUGAGGCAGAGGGUCAGUUACAUCUGUGGAAUCCUGAUGAACCUGGUACUCCACGUGGUAGCAUGGUGCCCCUUAGUGGCCUGGAGGAGAGACUGCAGAGUGCCUGCCAGCAGCUCGCACUUCCACUGAAUGGCAUGGCAACUCUACACCAACUACAUGCACUCUGCCAGUAUAUCGGCAUGGAGGUGGGGGAAGAUGCAUUCCAGUCUGUGGGUGAGGGGUGUAUGAUGAGUGUGCAGGAGUUUGUGUCUUACAUCCUCAACAAAAAUAAACCUCCUACUCCCUCUGCCUCAACACCAUAUAGACAGCUAAAAAGACACCACUCCAUACAGCCGUUUGAUGAGACGGGCCGCAGGAUCUCCUCUGUGUUGAGCAGUACAAUAGGGUUACGGCUGUUCUCUGUGUUAGAUGAUGGAACUGGGCACACAGCUGUGGAGCAGCUGCUAGACACCUGGCUGGAAGAGGGAGUGGAGAACAGCUCAGAGAUCCUGCAGGCACUGGAAUUCAGUCUGGAUGGCAAAGUGAAUCUGACUGAGCUGACUGCAGCUUUAGAGAAUGAGCUGUUGAUCACUAAGAACUCCAUCCACCAGGCGGCGCUGGUGAGCUUUAAGGCUGAGAUCAGACACCUGCUUGAGUGUGUGGAUCUGGAGCUCAGGGAGAAGGAGAAGAUACGCUCUGAUCUAGAAAAAGCAGAGAAGCUCAAAUCUCAGCUGGCCUCUGAGGUGGAUGAACAUCACUCAGCCAUUGAACGCAUCAAUGAUCUCAACCUGCGUAAAUUGGAGCAGGAACAUAAGGACCAUAUGGUUGCUCUAAGGGUGGAGAUGAGCAAAGAGGUGGAGCUUGUGCAACAACAGGCCAAUCAGCAGAGAGAAGAACUGGAACAAGAAAUCAGGACGAUCAGAGAGGAUGAGACCUUUCUCAGAGAACGUCUCACUCUCACUAUUAAAGAGAACGGCCGCUUGGAGGCAGAGCUGCUAGACAGCACAGAGCGGCUCAUAGAAGCAGAGGCGCAGCUCAGUAAACUACAAAGAAACCUGGAUAGUGUGCUCAAGGAGAAGUUUGGUGAUCUGGAUCUGAGCAAUGCAGAGUUCUACCAGCAGGAGGAGCGUCUUGGGCAGCUUCGCAGCAACUACGAGGAGCAGUGUCGGGAACUGCAGGAUCGAAUAGAUGAGCUGCAGGCUCAGUUGGAGGAGUACCGUGCUAUAGGCCGAACUCCACAGACCUCCCUCAUGCCAUCUUUGUCUGAUGAGCUAGACAGCAAAAGCCCUGGGAUGGAGUCAGACCAAGGUCUAGGCUCUGAAGAAGGGCAGCCCUUUAACAUGAGUCUGGAGGCAGAGAUGGUGCUCGAGCAGCUUAAAGAACAGCAUGUGAGAGAGAUGGAGAACAUCAGGGCACAGCUAGACUGCACGGAGAAUGAGUGGCAGCACAAACUGGAGGAACAAAAGACUUCCCAUGAGGAGGAGAGAGGUCUGCUCUCAUUACAACACCAGCAGGAUUUGCAAGCCCUGAAGAAAGAGGCAGCUGAAGCACUGGAGAGAGCCCAUGGCCUGCAGGAGCAGUUGGAGCAGGAAAGACGCAGCAUGGAAGUUCUCCACGGCGUUAAACUAGAUGAACUACGUGCCCGCCACCAAAAGGAGCUGAGUUCCCUCAACCAGGAGGUGCAGGAUGCUAGGAGCCAUGCAUUACAACUUGAGGAGCAGCUCAAGGAGCUUGAGGAGAGCAUAAUGAAGGAGAGAGAGGAGCUCCAUAAGGCUCAUGUAGAAGAGCUUAGCCUUUUAGAACUGCAGCAUAAGGAGACUCUAGAGGCCACUGUGAAGGAGGAGAGAGAAACAUUGCAGGUUGACAGGGUAGAGGCUGAGAAAAGGCAUGCAGAGGAGUGGGAGAGGGAGAAACUGCAACUCAAGCAGAUCCAUAAGGAGGUGCUGAGGGUCCGGCUAGAGGAGGCACAGCAGAGAUCUGAGCAGGAGCUUAUGGAGUUGGAGAGGAGGCUCCGGGAAGAGUGGGAAAGGGAGAAGCAGCAGCAUGAGGAGAGCAAUAAAGCAGCACUGCAGGCAGUACUGGAGGAGGAACUGGUGCGUCUGUUGAAAGAACAAGAGGACAGAGAAAGAAAGCUUACGGAGCAGUGGGAUGCAGAACGUAUGCUUCUGGAGGAGCAGCACCAUGCUCAGCUGCAGCAACAAAUACAGCAAGAGAAGGAGCGAGCACAGGCCCAGAAGGAGGAAACGAUGUGUAGGAAAAUGAAGGAGUGGGAGAGGGAGAAAGCUCAGCUACAGAGGCAGCAUGAUGAGGUGCUGCAGGUCAGGCUGGAAGAACAGAGAGAGAGACUGCAGGCUGAGCGAGAGGAGCUGGAAAGGAGGUGGCAGGAAGUGCUGGAGGAAGAGCAGAGCAGAAUGGUUGAGGCGCACCAGGAAGCCAUUCAGGAGCUGAGUGUGAAACACAGUGAGGAGAGGGAGAGACUUGGCUGCAUGCUAGAGAAACUUCGUACAGACAUUGGACAGGAGAGGAAGGAGUUAGAGAUCCACUUCUCCCAACGAAUCAAAGAAGUGGAAGCCCGUUUCUCUGGUGACCAGGAAGCGGUGUCUGAGCGGUUUCAGACAGAUGUACGAAAGCUAGAGCAGCACUACCAGAGUGAGCUAGCAGCGCUCACCCAGCGUCACGCUGCAGACCAUGCACGAUGGGACGAGGAGAUGGAAGCUUCAGUCCAGGACGCAGAGCAGCAAAGGAGACUUCUGCGAGAAGCUCUACAACUGGAGAGGGAGAACGUCAUUCAGGAGUUCACACUGGAGCGAGAGAGGCUUGAACACAGCCAUGCAGUAGACAUGGAGGCUCUGAGGGAGAAGAACCUGCAGCUGCAGAAUGAACUGGAGAACUUUGUUACCUCUGCCCAGACCAAGGAGAUUGAGCUAAGUCGUCAGCUCAAUGAGCUGCAUAACCGGCUGCAAGAGAAUCUGGAGACGAAAGACACGUUGUUGGCACAUGCUGAAUGCAAGGCUGAUGAACUAGAGCAACUGCUUAGACAGGCUUCUGAUGACUUUCUCCAAGAGAGGGCAGAGCUACAGAAUAACCUGUCUAAAUUGGAGGGCCGGCAUGCAGAAACAAUCUCAUUGGCUGAGAAACGGCUCCGGGAACAAAGUGAUCUGCUGGCAGAGCGAGUGGAACUCAGGGGAAAGAUGGAGGAGAUGGAGAAAGUCCUCCGCCAGGCAGUGGAAGACUUUCACUAUGAACGUCUGGAGCUGCAGGGCAUUGUGGCUGCACUGGAAGAGCAGCUACAGGACAGUGUCUCCAUGGUAAUGAAGAAAGAGGAGCAGAGAACAGUGUUGCUGGCUGAGAGAGACAGGUUAGCACUUAGAGUUCAGCAGAUGGAGUCUGAGCUUGGAGAAGCCACCAGAGCGAUGAUUGUGAGUAAGCAAGUAGUUGAGGAACUCUCUGUGCCUGAUCUUCCUAGAGAGGUAGAAAUUGAGUUUUUAGCUUUAUCUGCAGAAAAAUUUGUUGUCAAAGAAGCAUGUGAGGAUGAGACAGCAGAUCAUCACUCUGAGGACUUUAGUGUUCUAGGAGAGGAUUCACCAUCAGCACAAGAUGAGGAACUUGAAGGAGAGCUGUCCAUGCAGAAAGAGAACACAGGAGAGUUUGAAGAUAUUCCGGUUGUCAGUGAUCACAUGCUGAUAUUAUGUAGUGCUGAAGUUCUGAGCUGUUCUGAGGGUGAUUUUACAAACGGCUCUGAGAAAAUUAAGGAGGGCUGCUUUAGUGAUGCCGGUGUAGAGUCAAAUGAGCUCAGCAACUUUGAUGAGCCUGGUAAUUCUAAUACUGCAGAUGAGGCUGAAGUGGUUUUUGCUAUUCACAAUUUGCUUGUGUCUAGCACUGAAGAAAUUGAUGCAAGUAUAAAAACUGCAGUAGUAUCCAGUGAGAUGGUAGAAUUUUCCAGAAGUGUAGCUGAGGAUAAAGAAUGUUUUGAGGUUGAAGAACCAGCCAUCGAGUCAGGAGAUGCAAGACUAUUUGAAUCUUAUGACGAUCACGAGGUAGAAGUUUAUAACCGUCCUGGUGAUAGACUAGAAGAGGACAAAAACAGCAAUGCAAAUGCUGACUGGAUAGUGGAUAACACAGAGGUUAGCACAGUCAGUGUGACUGAACUCAACAGCAGAACGAUGUUUAAAGAUAGUGUUGAGAUGGCUAAUGAGUUGGAAGUGACUAGCAUAAUUUGCAAAACUGAAGAAAUGACUGCGGAUGAUCUUUGUGCAGCCAGAGCUAUAAAAGAUUGUGCUAAUGUUACCACUAGCCUUGAUGAAGAUGUCAUUAAUUGUGCAAGUCCUGCAUUUAUGACUUCUGCUGUUGUAAGUGAAGUAUUUAGUAAUGUACACGAGAUAGGUCACACAGAGGUUGAUCAAUUGGUAGUUGUAGAGGAAAUAGUUGCUCAGUGUACUGAUAUCACUGGUAUCCCAGAUCUUGAAGAGAAUGUCGAUGAUUCAGGAAUUGCCGCUUUGGAGGAAGAUCAUGGAAAAGAAAAUGAAGCCCAUGAGGGUGCAGAGGUUAUUAGUGACAUAGCAAUGGCUGAUGAUACAGAGGAUCCACAAGAUGUUGAGGUUGCAGAUCAAUUUGAGGUCCGCAGUACAGAAACUGAAACCUCCUACCACAAGGAUCACAGACAGGAUUUUGAACCUAUGGAUCAGGUAGACCUCAAAGAUGACAGCAAUGGCACCAAAGCCAAGGACUCGACUGUAGCUCUUGAGAGUAGACCCACACUUAAAAAGGAAGAGGAAGAAGAAACUCCACAUGACAAAGACGUGUAUGCUAGAGAGAUACUGGAGCUGCAGGAUAUAGCAGUGCAGUUCAAAGACCAAAGCAGCCUGCUGGAGGUUCUGCAGGACCAGUACAGCAAUGCUGUGGAGCAAAACCUUUCACUCCAAGAGCAGCUAGCCCAGCUGCAGCAGCACACCAACGAACUAGAGCUGCUGCUUGACCUGAACAGGGGGAAGCUAGAAGAGAGCCAUGAGCUCAGGGUGGAGCUAAUCACUAUGGCAGCCCAGGCUAAAGAACUGGAAAUCAAAGAGCUUGAGCUUGCUGAACUUCAAAGGAGCUACGAGGAGUGUGUUUGUGAGAAUAUGCAUUUAGCAGACCGCAACCGGAAGCUGGAGAAGAGGGUGCAGACCCUGGAAAGCAAGAUGCACAUUGUCCAGGAGUUCCACAAACAACAGACAUGCUUGCUGGAAGAGAUUGCAAGGAUGCGUGAGGAGAAUGCAAAGCUGAGUACGGCAGUGCAGGAACUGGAAAAGCAGGAUGAGCCUAUCCUGGAACUGCAGCAGGAUGCUGAAUCUUCUGACUCGUCAGAUGAAUCCUUUUUGGACUUCAGUGCCCAACUGGAGGCGAAGGUCACUGCAAUGUCAGAGCUGGAAGACUGCUGCUCAGAGUUUGAGAAACAAAACUUGCGCCUACGCUUGGCUCUUACUCAGCUGCAGGAGAAGUCCUUUAGAAUCCACGAGAGGAUGCAGGACCAUAGGAGUGAAGCAGAGCGACUGGUUGAGGAAAAUCUCAUUUUGAGGCAAAAGAUCUCAGUGCUGAAAGAAGAGGACCUAAGGGAGAACCAGCAUGAGCUGUUACUUCAAGUAGAACACUUCCGGAAGGAGAGGAAUGCUGCUCAGAAGGUGGCAGAUGGUCUGAAGAGACAGAUUUCAGAGCUGCGUCGUCAUGGGCAGCAAUUGGAGGAGGAGAACAAUGCUUUGUCACAGCAGAAUGUGAAACAUGCGCUCAGUGUUGACACCCUUCAGCAUACACUUGAGGAGGUGUUUCGCCAACAUGGCAGUGGUUCAUCCAAUGAGAGGAAAGAGCUGGGGAAUGAUGAGGAUUUGGUGGUACCUAUUAACAGAACAGAGAAGUUGGAUGAGGAGAAGGAGCUACUGAGAGCAGAACUCAACCGCUGUGUGGAAAAGAUGACUCGGCUUCGUUCAGUAGAAACCCAGCUUGCUCAACUCUUGAAUGAGAGACAGACCGCAGACAAACACAACCAGGCUCUACGUGCACAGCUAAUAAAGGCUCAGGAGAAGGUACAGGCACUGGACUCUACACUGCAGGGGCUGGCUCAGCAAAAUGCCCGGCUCAAAUCCGACCUGCGUAUCACACAGCAGGAGCGAGAUGCUCUGAAACAGGAAGUGAUAUCACUGCACAAACAGCUGCAGAAUGCCAAUGAGAAGUGUCGGCUGGUGGAGAUGUCUAUAUCGAGUGUCCCAGGUGGUUCACAGCAGGGGAAACGUGUGUGGACGGAGCUUUCUGGACUGAUGGAGGCAGAGUUGACUUUGCUGCGUGAAGAAAAUCAGAGGCUUCAGCGUGAGAUCAACGAUGCACGACUAGAAAUGAACUCUGCACGGGAGAAGGGUCGUCAGUUAGAGGCACUGGUGUUGAGUGUGAAACAGCAGAAACAGCAGAACCAGGCAAGUCUGUCUAAAUCAGCAGAGCAAGAGAGAUCAGCGCUUAAGCGAGAGAUAGAGGCUCUGCACACACAGCUACACAACAAGAUAUGUGACAGCAACGAGGAGCAAAGAGAAAUGGAGAGUCUUCAAGAGGAGAAUGAAAGGCUGAGAAACAAACAGACAAUACUGGAGGCCCAGCUGAUGGAGGCUCAACUCAUUGCAAUGUUGCCACCGUCAUCACUGCGAUUGUCAGGAGAACGGAGGGGACAUCGCCACGAUGAAAUGAACCCAGAUGUCAGUGUGCAGGAGGAGCGAGAAGCGGCCUUGCUGCAGAUGGAGGGGAGAAUGAAGGAGGUGGAGUUCACCCUCCGAAAUGUCAAACUGUUGCUGCAAGAGAAGGUUGCCCAGCUGAAGGAACAGUUGCAUAAGAACAGUAAGGCGGACGUGCUGAUAAAGGAUCUGUAUGUGGAGAAUGCUCACCUGUUGAAGGCUCUGGAAAUGAGUGAACAGAGGCAAAAGGUGGCAGAGAAGAAGAACUACCUCCUGGAGGAGAAAAUCUCCAGCCUCAACAAGAUUGUUCGUGAGCUCAAUCCCUCGCCGCUGACGCCCGUGCCCUACCACUUCACCCGCACGUGAUGCCACAUGAUGUCUGCACUUCAUCUGUUCAUGUUAUUUACUUAUUUUUAUUUUAUUUAUUUGAUUUAAGGGGCCAUUAAGAAGUUGCACUAGAGUCCACCAUUUUUGCUGAAAAAUAGGGCUGUGCAUUCCAGAAAUUUGAGUCAACUCCAAGAGACCUGGAGAACGAUGUUUCUUAAAAAUGGAGUACAAUAUACAUUACUUUCAGGGAAACUAGAAGAGCUAAAUUAACAUGGCUUAUUAAGAGGAGUUGGCUAAACAGUACCUGAUUCUCCUCGGUCAGUGUCCAAGUUGGUAGAUGUUUUGGCACUAGGCUGCUUGAUUUGCAAUCCAAAUUUUCAACAUUAAUAUUACAUAAUACUUUGUGUUCCACAAUAAAAUACAGCUGGAAUAUUGAUUGUGUUAUGGAAGCAAGCUGUUUUUCCAGACAGACUGUUUAGUGAGUAACAGCAUGCUGAUUAAGACUUGAACAUCAUUGUGUAGAGUCAAGUCCAAACCUUUGGCCUCGACUCAUUUCCUGAAUGCCUGGAAUUGAGGAAUCGGUUCUUUUUGGGAUUGACUCCCAGCCCCUUUGAACAAUAAAAAUAAAUCCAUUAAGGGAGGUAAAUGGCCAUUUAAACAUCAGAAGGAGACUACUUACACUUUAAUUACAGUUCCUCUUUAUGUGCUCAGGUUCUGUGAAACUGCCAGGAAGACAUCGGAAUGUGCUAGAGAAUCCAUCUUUACAUGCACAGGGGAAUGAAAACCUUUUCACUAAAAUCUGUGAAACCAUUCUUUCUUGUGCUUCCUCAAAUUCAGUAUGACGCAACAUGUCUGAGUGCAGACCAGCAGUAUAGGAUGAAGUGAAAGAGUUUAUGCUAUUAUAAAAUUACUCUUAUUUAAAAUCACUCUCAUCAUUUCAGUUACCUAUGUAUUUGCACUGUGACUUGGAAAUUGUAAGCGUGUAAUAAUCCUGUCCUACUGUGUGCACCUGUUCAUUUUAGUAUGAAUGAAUUAGGCUGAGCUGACUGUUUUUAAUGAUGAGUUUUAGGACGGAAGACUUUGAUGGGACACGUGGCUCAGCCUGACUUUGGAUUGCAGUCUGAAACAUCCUAAUGUUCAAGUGCACUUUACUCUGUCCAGCAGCAGUGUUUGUUAUUGACUACGUUUGAAACCCGCCUCUCUGGUUUGGGUGAAACUGAAGGCACUAAGUGAAGCACAACAUGUAUUAAAAAUUUUAAUUUAGUUUAAAUGUUUUAGGUUUGUAGCCCUGCAUAGCUGCAUGUGUAUGUUGAAAUAUUACUGUAAGGUAUAUUUUUUUCUGUGUUAAGAACUGUUGGGUUUUUUUUUUUUGUUGUUUUUUUUUUUAAAUAAUAGUCAUGUUUCUGAAGAACCUACAGAUCGUUUGUAACAUUAUUAACCAGCAUUUGUGGCAUGGUUUGGCAGCACACAAAGGGAGAAGUGAAUGUAACGCCUUCAGGAACAGAAAACGUGCUUGAAGUGGGGAAAUGUGACCUACUCUCUGUUUGAGAUGUUCUCAACAGAACCAAAGAGAUUAUUCCCUGUUGCCACUGGCCAUCAAGAGCUGCUUUUGCCCAGCAAGUGAACUGGCCCUGCAAUGGCCAAUCAGUGUUUUGUGAGACUGUGAGAAGCAGUAAACAAAUAGUUUUAGAGAA
Molecule: messenger RNA, 9233 nt
Organism: Pygocentrus nattereri (red-bellied piranha)
Lineage: Eukaryota; Metazoa; Chordata; Actinopteri; Characiformes; Serrasalmidae
Gene: nin
Product: ninein (GSK3B interacting protein)
Exons: 29
Coding region: 1-7578 (2525 amino acids)
Biological process (GO): centrosome localization; microtubule anchoring at centrosome; centrosome-templated microtubule nucleation
Cellular component (GO): mitotic spindle pole; ciliary transition fiber; pericentriolar material
Molecular function (GO): calcium ion binding
Source: RefSeq, a predicted model, not a curated record